This is a messenger RNA of [Candida] anglica, 1488 nucleotides long. The record is from the annotation of a GenBank genome assembly. NCBI's taxonomy places the organism in Eukaryota, Fungi, Ascomycota, Pichiomycetes, Serinales, Debaryomycetaceae.
AUGAGUACAAAGGAUGCAAAAUUAAAUAAGGAGUAUGAUGAAGCAUAUGAAUUUAUCUGUCACAAGGAAAUCGAUAGUGCGGAUGAAACUAUAGUUUCAGAUGAACUUUCUGUCAUAUACCGCAAGAUUGAUCUUAGGAUCCUUUCGAUUCUUUGUGGGAUCUAUUUUCUUCAAUUUCUCGAUAAGACCUUGCUUAAUUAUGCUGCAGUUAUGGGGAUUAAGAAAAAUCUUGUUGGUAAUCAAUUCAGUGAUUUAGCAACAAUUCUAUAUGUUUCUUAUAUAGUUUUUGAACCAGUUUCUGCUUAUUUGUUUCAAGUUCUUCCCCCUGCUAAAUUUUUUGCAGCUUGCAUAAUUUGUUGGGGGAUAGUAGUUGUUAUGCAUAUCUUUUGUCAAACAUAUGCUUCUUUGAUGGUGAUUAGAAUGUUAUUGGGUUGUUUUGAAGCAUGUGUUGCGCCUGGAUGUAUUAUGAUUACCGGGAUGUGGUGGAAUAAAAAGCAGCAAUUGAGAAGAAUGGGACUUUGGUCUAUCCAAGCUGGUACAUCUACUAUUUUUGGAGGAUUGUUAUCAUUUGCGUUCCAACAUGUGGACUCUACAAAGACUUCCCUUGCUUCAUGGCAAAUCUUUUUCUUGCUCAUGGGACUUAUAACAAUCUUAUAUGGAGUUUAUGUAAUGAUUGAACUUCCAAAUAACCCUACAUCCGCAAAAUUUUUGAAUGAUAGAGAAAAGAUGUUGGUUUUGGAAAAUAUUAGGGAGAAUCAAACUGGUACUGAAAAUAAAGUAUUUAAAAAGGAGCAAAUCAAAGAACUUUGUAUCGAUCCUCAUACUUGGCCAAUGUUUUUCUUGACGGUUAUAAGUAUGGUGGCUACUGGGGCCAUUAUUACAUUUAGUGUUACCAUCAUAAGUUCAUUUGGUUUCACCGCUAAGCAAUCUGCUCUUGUACAAAUGCCAGUUGGUUUAUCUACAAUUUUAAGUAUCGUUGGUGCAACUUAUCUUUGUGCCUACUUUAAUGGGAACUAUAGAACUUAUAUUUUUAUUUCAUUGCUUGUCCCUGCUAUAAUCGGGUAUAUCGUCUUGUUAACCACAUAUAAUCGAAUUGGUAACUUACUUGCAAUUUAUCUAAUUAACACCGGAACUUGUGUUAUUACCAUGAUUUAUUCUUGGAAUGGUGCAAAUACUGCUGGACAUACUAAAAGAUUGGCACGUAAUUGUUUAACGAUGAUUGCCUUUGCCAUUGGUGCACUUAUAGGACCACAAUUAUUCAAAGCUGAAGAUUACCCUCAUUAUAUUCCAGCAAAGAUUACCCUUUUGGUAUUAACGAUUGUCUGUAUUCCAUUAUCCUUGUUUGUAAGAUACCUUUCAAUUAAAAUAAACAGACAAAGAGAUUUAGAUGUUGAAGGGAAUGAGAAAUGGUUGAAGGAAGUUGGUGAUAACUAUCAAUUUAAGGAUUUGACUGAUAUUGAGAAUAAAAUGUUUAGAUAUUCAUAUUAA